Paramuricea clavata is the source of this 1139-nucleotide messenger RNA. The record is from the annotation of a GenBank genome assembly. Lineage: Eukaryota; Metazoa; Cnidaria; Anthozoa; Malacalcyonacea; Plexauridae.
AUGUUCCGUAUAAAUUAUGGCAAGCGAUGUAUUUUAUGUAAACUUCCGUAUAAAUUAUACUGUAAAACUUUUGUCAAGCAAGUCACAGAAGUCACUAUAAAACUACUAGUCAUGCUUCCAAAGCGAAAACGCAAGGCUGAGCCUGUGUCCAUAAAUAAAGAUAAACCCGCGACGAAAAAGCGACGAAAGACAAGGAAGAAAUGCCCUUCAAAAGUAGAUAGUUUUACUGAAGCAGAUCGUGAUGUGGACUACAAACAAAUAUUGCUCUCAACGAUGAGAGAUGAAGGGUAUGUUGUUUCGCUUUGUUCUUUUCUUGUUCGAUUUGAACAUAAUAUUUUUAGCAGUUCCGAGUUCGUUUACAUACACAGCAUUUAAUACAGCAACAUAUUUUUUACUAGUUAUGACGGAACACAUUUCAUCAGUCAACUUGAAAUUGGCGUCGAAGAUCGACUCAAGAAGCGGGGUAAACCUCCCAGAAUGGUACGAUAUUUCUUCUAUUGUGGAUGGGCACACGCACUGAUCGUAAGUAUUAAAGAAGAUUUCAUAGUUGAAUCUUUAGUUACCAAGCGUGCAUGGUCUUCACGCAACAAAAUUUUUGCUUGAUUCUAGAAAAAUGGAGUUGGUCCUGAUAAUAGCGAAUAUGCUUUUCCAAGAGAAGUCCUACAAUUCCUGAGAUACAUCGCACCAGGUGAUAUCAAGGGAGAGAUAAGAGAAGUGAGUUUUUCUGACUUUUGUUUCCAGUUUGGGUUGGAAAAGUUGCCAAUAUUUAUGCAUGCAUGGGCCAUCAACCAUAUCUUUUACACAAAAUAUUAUAAAAUGCUUAUACCUAUCUCUUUCCCAAUUUUUAUAUUAACAUUUAUACAUGGAGACUUGGUCUGAAAAUAUGAAUGACAUGAAUAUGUUUACACUUUUCAAAAUUAAUGUUUUUUUACAAAAGAACAUAGUGUUUGCAAUUCAUAAUUAUUGAUAUUGUAUAUACAACUUUGACAGUAGAAUUGACUUCAUUAAUAGAUAUAUAAUAAAAAUAUCUUUAUACAUUGUACCCCUUCUUUAUAUUUUGAUUUGUAUUCUUUAUAUAGGAUGCAUACACUGUUCAGAUGGAUGACUUUUGUGAAACCUUGAAACUUCCAAAGUUGUGA